AUGAAAUACCUUUUCUGGCUUAUCGUUCUUAUUUGUAUUGUCCAUUGCCUCACAGUUCACGCAUUACCUUCAAGUGAAUUGGAACGUCGGAAGAAAACCUGUAAAAGCGAUGCUGAUUGUGGCGGAAAACCAUGCGACACUAAAGAAGGACUAUGCGAAACAGCUUAUAUUGAUUGUUGCUGGAUGCCUCCUAUUUAUUGUUGUGGUGACUGA
Messenger RNA from Dentiscutata erythropus, 213 nucleotides. The record is from the annotation of a GenBank genome assembly. Lineage: Eukaryota; Fungi; Glomeromycota; Glomeromycetes; Diversisporales; Gigasporaceae.